UAUAAUUUAACCAAUAUAUAAUAACAUGCUUUUAGUAUUUUUUCAGGGUUUUGUUUGUAAAGCAGUAAAUUGGAAAAUACAUCACGCACGCACUCAUUCAUCUGACAUAGAGUGAAAGGUGGGAUAUUACAUACUAAAACUAAGCAAAUACGCCACUGAGCAUCAAUUCAAUUCAAGCAAUAAUCAUCUUAAUAAUGAUAAUAAUUAUUAUUUUGUAAUAUAUAAUUUGCCGUGGAGUAAAUCAAGAGAUACUCCACAUUCACAGACUCACAGACUCACAGACUCACCCCUCCCGGAUGUUAUUAGGUGUGUGAGGUAAAAAUAGCCACUGACGUUUCCUUUGCUGUGAACAAGCCCCUUACCACUUGGUUCUGUCAAUCAAAAGUCAAAACAAGAUGGCAGGCUGCAGGAGCUGGUUUUUCUACUUUACAGUUUGUGCUGUCGGUGUGUUUGGGGCCAAUGCAGAGAUCAAAUUUACCAUUCCUGUUGGGAGGUUAUUUACAUACGAGCUGAUGAGAGAAACUUUCCAGAAUGACUUUGAACCGUUGUCAAAACUCUACGCCGGUCGCUUGUAUGAUGAUGCCAUGACAUUUAAGUGCAACAGGCAGAAUUACCCAGACCUCCCAGAGUGGCUGCGCUUCACCCAAAGGCACUCGUAUGAUAACGGCUUCCUGUACGGCACGCCAACAUCUCCAGGGAAAAGUAUAAUUGAGGUCUAUGCUGUCAACAAGCGCAGCUACGAAACAGCCAGGCAAAUCCUCGUCAUCAAAAUAGUUCCAGAGAAGAUGUUGCCAUACCAAGCUGAAUUCUUCAUCAAGCUGAGGGAGGUUGAGAAGGUGCUGCCCUCUUCUGUCCAGGAUGAGAUAAAGCAGGAUUUACAGAAGCUGUGGGACACUGAGGCUUUGGAAAUUGUUAAUGUUACCAACGCCCUUGACCGUGGCGGCCGAGUUCCCCUCCCCAUUGCAGGACACUUUGAGGGUGUGUAUGUGAAGGUGGGGUCUGAGCAGUACUUCUCAGACUGUCUCCUGAAAGUGCAGUCGCCAGGAUACCAGAGGCAGUGCUCAGCAGAGGCCAAAGUCAAGAUCCCCGGAGGCUGCAACUUCUGCAGCAUUCCCAGCAACUGCAUCACCUGGUGUAAGAUCGAGCUGUUUGAUUUAACAAAGCAGGAGCCGUCUCCACCCGCUCCCACAGUGGGCUCAGGGAUACUGGAAUCAGGAGGUGACUUCAACCCUCCGGAGUCGCCUCCGAGCAGAGAUUACAUCCCAGACUACAUCGUGACAGUGAUUGUGCCCCUGAUCCUCGCCAUCAUCCUGUGUCUGCUGCUGGCCUACAUCAUGUAUGGCCGACGGGAGGGAGUUGAAAAACGGAACGGAAAGACAAACGAAAUCCAGCUGUACCACCAUCACACCAUUCUCGACAACACCGAUGAGCUGAGGAACAUGUCGGGAAACCGAGGUGUUUCUCCACCCCUGUCCACACUGCCCAUGUUCAACAGCCGGACUGGAGAGAGGGCUCCACCGCUGCACUCUGACAGCCCCACCAUCCCACUCAUCAUGGCACAGCACGAUCCCUACAGUGACACACUGCCCAGAAAAUAAGAGUGACGACGUGCCAUUCAUGCAGUUGUUUACUGCCAGUUUUACAUUUGCAGUGGAAAGUUGUGUUUGUUUGUUUUGUUUUUUUUUGGUUCUAUUAACAUAAUUUCAGUGCGCUUAUUUACUCUUAUCUAGCAUUUGUGAUUGUCUUUACUCCUUCACCUGUCACUACUACUACCACUACUGCUGAUAAUAAAAAAUAUCAAAAGCCACAUUUAUUUAUUAUUUAUUUAUUUAUUCGUUGUACCUGUGAACAGAGCCUACAGAGUCCAGGGUUGCUCAGAGAGUAGAUAAAGUUUAUACUCACCAUUUUUGAGAGGCUUGGUAUCUUGAGCAGACAACAACGGCAGGAUGUCUUUACUAAAGACAAAGGCUUAACCCACUGUCUUUACCGUCGACAGACA
Messenger RNA from Solea senegalensis (Senegalese sole), 1999 nucleotides. It is a transcript of the gene sgca, whose product is annotated as sarcoglycan, alpha. Gene Ontology annotation, molecular function: calcium ion binding. Gene Ontology annotation, cellular component: membrane; sarcoglycan complex. Bases 396 to 1598 code for a protein of 400 amino acids. NCBI's taxonomy places the organism in Eukaryota, Metazoa, Chordata, Actinopteri, Pleuronectiformes, Soleidae. The record is from RefSeq and is a predicted model, not a curated record. The transcript has 11 exons.